Molecule: messenger RNA, 1550 nt
Organism: Bolinopsis microptera
Lineage: Eukaryota; Metazoa; Ctenophora; Tentaculata; Lobata; Bolinopsidae
Product: trimeric intracellular cation channel type A-like
Exons: 8
Coding region: 21-776 (251 amino acids)
Biological process (GO): potassium ion transmembrane transport
Cellular component (GO): membrane
Molecular function (GO): identical protein binding; potassium channel activity
Source: RefSeq, a predicted model, not a curated record
CAAAUAAUUUGAGGGCAGGUAUGUUUGGUGUAUUGGUAGAUUGGUUUGAGUGGGUGCCUGACAUGCCAUGGCUUGAUAUUCCAUAUUGUAUUCUCAUGGCUGUGUUUCUUCGAGAGCACAAAGGGAGCAUAAAGUUUGCAGUAAACCACCCUAUUGCAUCCCUUGUGAUCCUCAUCCUCUACGUACAAGCUAAUGUUAUCUGUGUUCACCUCCUGCUGGGUCUGCCUCUUGUUGGGUGUCUUAACAACGCCUGGGACUCUCUGACUGCUGCUCUUUGUUGGUGGGGAGUGUUCUUCUGCCCUGGAGAUUUGUUCUACAAAGCUGUUCAGCUUAAACCAAUCCAGUUAGCGAUAGCCGUCAUCUGUGAAGCUAGGCACGCGAGGCUCGUCAUGCAUUCUUGUCAGGAAGGAAACCAAUACUUUCCUCAACACACCACUAUCAUAAUCCUUUGUGGAGUUGUUGACGGAAGUGCUGUUCGUCUGAUGAUGAGUUUGGACAGGAAGAUAAGAGGAGAAGCUGCUUGUGAAAGUGAUGGGGAAAACGAACUGAAACAAGUCACAGAAGUGACCAAAGCCUCAUUCGUGCUGGGAGUUUUCAACGCUUUGAUCCUCACGGGAAAGAUUCCUCUCACAGCUGCUGAGGGUGUGUUCUUUGGUGCUCUGUUCAUGGUCGCUCUUCUCCUCAACGAUAUUCUCCUCGGCCGAACUUCCCCCUUCAUUCCUAUUCAGGGUGCGUUUUGGAAAGUGGUUUGCUCGAAGCAUCAAAAGGUGGAAUAAAGCGCUCGCCUAAGAAGAUUGAGGACAAUAUAUAUUUAUUAUCGUAAUCAUAUACAUUAUACAUUAUACAUUAUACAGCAUGAUAACUUGGUAUGGCUGGUAUUCCUGCUAGGGAUCGUUCACAUAUUACGUAAUCACUUUAUGGACAAUUUUUAACCCCCUCCGCAAUCAGUUUUACACUAUCGUAAUUAUUUGGAAACCCCACCCCCACCCCCCCCCUCGGCUGAUUACGUAAUAUGUGAAGUGUGGACAGUAUACUAUACUUGAAGGAUUAAGAUACAAUUAUUUUUUGGGCAACAAACAACAUUACUUUAAUGCAAUUUCUCAAAUUAUGUACCAAUUGUGCUUGAAUUUUGUUUAUGAUGAAGAAUUAUGUUUCGAUGGAUAUGAAGUAAAAGUUUAUUUUUUGAAAGAUUAUUAAAUUUAAAUCUAGAAUUAUUUUGUAUGUAAUUAUAUAAAUACCGUGUAAUUAUAAAUUAUACCUGAACUGCUUCAAUAACAUACUUGUUAUAUAAAGAUUAUAAGUUACAGUUUAACAUUUAUAUAAAUUAUUAUUUUACGAAUUAUGUUCAAUUUUAGUCAACAUCCUAUCCAGCCUAUGUAUGUUGUGAUAGGCGAUAGCACAAUGACAAAUUCAUGGGCUUGAUGUUGGGCUAGUGAGCUAGAUUAUAUUUAUGAUAGUUUUUAUUAAAUUAAAUCACUUAAAAUCUACGUGUUCUAUUGAUUCUGUUUUAUUCAAGACUGCUGUAUGUACUUAAUUUGUUUUCCUGUCAA